Molecule: messenger RNA, 855 nt
Organism: Paramecium tetraurelia
Lineage: Eukaryota; Ciliophora; Oligohymenophorea; Peniculida; Parameciidae
Exons: 3
Source: RefSeq, a predicted model, not a curated record
AUGUUACCAGAUGAAAAAGAAGCCUAAUAAAGUAAGUAUAGAGAGUAAGUCAUACAUGCUGAAACUUUGAAUAUGAUGGCUAAAUACUAGUUAAUAUUUUUAAAGAUGGAAAUCUCUAUGAGGAAGGUAGCACUAAUACUAAAAUUAAAAGGGAACUCAUAAAAAUCUUUUGCCUUUAGGAAACUUAAGUAAACUAGCAGCUAUAGUGUUAAUCAUUUUAAAGUGUUAUUUACUUAAAUAGCAUUGAAAUAUCAAUAAGUUGGAUUAAUUAUUCAAAAAAGAUAAAAAAGGAAUUUGCAUCAUGCCUUCUUAAAAGUUCGCCUAUUAUUUCCAAAAUAUAAAAAUGAUAAAAUCAGAAGAUCAUUUUUGUAAGUCAUUGCCUCAAAGGAUGCUGAAAUUAAAAAUCUCUAAAUCAAAGAACAAGAAAUUACAGAAAAUAUUACCAAUUAGAAAUUAAAAGAAUAAGAAAUAUUAUCUAAAUUAAAACAGAAGGAAUUAAUCCUAACUUAGCUUGAAAAUGAAUUAAGAAAGAAUUCUUCAAAUAAAACUCUAGAUUCUAAAGUAUUUAUUGAGUAUAUCAAGUUACGAAAUUUAGAAGUCGAAAAUCAAGACAUGUAAGAUCGUAUUAUGGGCACUGAAGAUUCUGUUAGUCUCUUUAUAAGAGAGAUGAAUGACAUGUUAGAUAGUCACGAAAUUAGUACAAAUUUAGGAAUAGAUUCAGAUGAAAACUAGUCUUACGAAUAACCACCUCAAGUUAUAGAAUAUUAAAGCUAACGUUUGAAUUAAAAUUCAAGACAACAAAAAUCUAAGAACUUUUACUCUAAUUAAUUGACAAGGAGUACUAAAAUUAAUUGA